Galendromus occidentalis (western predatory mite) is the source of this 754-nucleotide messenger RNA. RefSeq names its product ribosomal protein L10Ab (gene RpL10Ab). Gene Ontology annotation, biological process: translation. NCBI's taxonomy places the organism in Eukaryota, Metazoa, Arthropoda, Arachnida, Mesostigmata, Phytoseiidae. Gene Ontology annotation, cellular component: large ribosomal subunit. The transcript is spliced from 5 exons. Gene Ontology annotation, molecular function: structural constituent of ribosome; RNA binding. The record is from RefSeq and is a predicted model, not a curated record. The coding region runs from base 28 to 687 and encodes 219 amino acids.
AUCCUUUUCGACCCGAGCCGCGUAGGGAUGGCAUCAUCUAAAGUUUCGCGUGACACUCUCUACGAGUGCAUCGAGAAGGCGUUGGACUAUGCCAACAACCAGAAAAAGAGAAAGUUCCUCGAGACCAUCGAACUCCAAGUCGGACUGAAGAACUACGACCCGCAGAAGGACAAGCGUUUCUCCGGCACCGUGAAGCUGAAGAACAUCCCUCGUCCCAAGUUCACUGUCUGCGUUCUCGGAGAUCAGCAGCAUUGCGAUGAGGCCAAGGUGAACAACCUCCCGUGUAUGGAUGCGGAAGCCUUGAAGAAACUCAACAAGAACAAGAAACUUGUCAAGAAACUCGCCAAGAGCUACGAUGCUUUCCUCGCGUCCGAGUCUCUCAUCAAACAGAUCCCACGUCUCUUGGGCCCUGGUCUGAACAAGGCCGGAAAGUUCCCGACGCUUCUGUCUCACAAUGAGUCGAUGACAGCCAAAGCCGAUGAAGUCAAAGCCACCAUCAAGUUCCAAAUGAAGAAGGUGUUAUGUCUCUCGGUCGCCGUCGGAAACGUUGGCAUGUCCCAAGAUGAAUUGGCUUCGAACAUCUCGCUGGCCAUCAACUACUUGGUGUCGCUCCUGAAGAAGAACUGGCAAAACAUCCGUUCUCUCCACAUCAAGAGCACCAUGGGACCACCCCAAACUCUAUACUAAACCUUGCAACGUUUGUUCGGUUUCUGGUGGGUGUCCCCAGGGACUAAUAAAUGAUUUGGUUCCAAAC